Messenger RNA from Saccostrea cuccullata (small rock oyster), 866 nucleotides. RefSeq lists its product as uncharacterized. The record is from RefSeq and is a predicted model, not a curated record. Lineage: Eukaryota; Metazoa; Mollusca; Bivalvia; Ostreida; Ostreidae. Bases 22 to 615 code for a protein of 197 amino acids. The transcript has 5 exons.
AAACAUUCUUAGAUUGCAAAAAUGGAGAGACGAGGGGAAAAGACAUUUGAACACCGCUUACGGUCAAGCUUGCUAAAAUAUGUAUUAAAAACAAACUCGAGGACGAUGACGCCUGUGAGAAAGAAUAUUCUUCAAAUCUUGAUGUUUUUGUACGGGGAGGAAACAACAAGCAAUGAUGCUGGAUUUUCUUAUUCCAACGAGAAAGACGUCGCUGAUCAACAAAAGAAGUACGUUUUGUUUGCCUUCUUGUUUAUGGAAGAUCUAAUGAAGAAUUCUGUGACGGCUACAGACCUAUCGACACUUCAAAGAAUGUGGGACCAGCACCUACUGAAUCUGGCCAACAGUGGAAACACAAAAGCAGCUGAAAAUUAUCAGAGAAUUCUAGAAGACAGCGAGGAAACAAUUUUUAAUAUCAAGAGAUUUCAACGUCAACUCUGUAAAACCAGAACUUUCUUGGCCAAGAACAAGGACCCCCAGCCACAGGAGCUAGGCUCCACUUUCCGGUUCAGAAAAUCACACUUGGUGGAGAGGAUGACCACAAAACUGAAGAAGCUGCUACAUGUACAGCGUGACCCAGACGAUUUCUUCAUGCUCAAGUUCAUGGAUGUGAACUAAUUACUGGGAACUUGGGACAGUGACAAAAUGGAAGAAGCUAUGACUGUGUCAAUUCAUGACUUUUGCUUCCUGAUCAACAACCAUCAUCAUUGUCAUCACUACAUCUACACUCUAAAUAUAAAAGAUGUAAUAUUUUUUUCCUCACUCUUUUUUUUUUCCACAGAGAAUCUCAUUUGUUGUAGUGGCGUUUUAGUCACAUACAUUUCCAUGAUUCCUUUUUUUUAACAUUACACACCUAUUUGUUAAUCGUA